AUGAAUUACGUACAGUUAUUAAUUGACAAAGAAAUCGCCAGUGCUGGACUAAAUGAUCAAGAAGCUUUAGAAAUUAUAAAUGACAAUUGGAUUCAAGAAGCUCGUUCUCAUGCAAUCCUCUACAUUCUCAGAACAGGGCAAGAAUUUCGAUUUAGUAUACAAACAGUUUACACAUCAGUGAUAUAUCUGAACAGAUUUCUCACCACCCGAACAAUAACUAAUGGAUUGUACUGGGCAAUGAGGUUAUUAUCAGUAGCCUGUUUAUCAUUGGCUUCAAAAAUGGAUGAAAACAGAGAAACGGUGCCCGCAUUAUCAGAAUAUCCAGUGAUAAAUUACAACUUUAAUACGAGUUUUAUACAGAGAAUGGAGAUUUUACUUCUUAAUGUACUUGGUUGGAAUAUGAGUUGUGUCACUCCUUUUGCUUUCAUAAAAUACUUUGUAUCAAGAUUCUGCAGAGAAAAUUCAAGAAAACACUCUACUAGAAUCAAAACUGUUCAAAUCAUCAUGAGUGUACUUGGAGAUGUGAGGUUAAUGAGUCACAGGCCGUCUGUAAUAGCAGCAGCUGCAGCAUUAUUAGCAGUAAACGAAGACUUGACUAGAGAAGAAGUGGAGAAUGAGAUAUAUGUCUUGCAUUUAAAUGGAUUUCUUGAAAUUGAUAAUGUGUGGUACUGCUAUUAUAAAUUGCUAGAGCUGAACUAG
This is a messenger RNA of Lycium barbarum (goji berry), 699 nucleotides long. RefSeq names its product cyclin-D5-3-like. The transcript is spliced from 5 exons. The record is from RefSeq and is a predicted model, not a curated record. Gene Ontology annotation, cellular component: cyclin-dependent protein kinase holoenzyme complex; nucleus; cytoplasm. Bases 1 to 699 code for a protein of 232 amino acids. Gene Ontology annotation, molecular function: cyclin-dependent protein serine/threonine kinase regulator activity. Gene Ontology annotation, biological process: regulation of cyclin-dependent protein serine/threonine kinase activity; mitotic cell cycle phase transition. Lineage: Eukaryota; Viridiplantae; Streptophyta; Magnoliopsida; Solanales; Solanaceae.